Wyeomyia smithii (pitcher-plant mosquito) is the source of this 916-nucleotide messenger RNA. It is a transcript of the gene Gar1, whose product is annotated as H/ACA ribonucleoprotein complex subunit 1. Gene Ontology annotation, cellular component: box H/ACA snoRNP complex. Lineage: Eukaryota; Metazoa; Arthropoda; Insecta; Diptera; Culicidae. Gene Ontology annotation, biological process: snoRNA guided rRNA pseudouridine synthesis; ribosome biogenesis. Bases 221 to 865 code for a protein of 214 amino acids. Gene Ontology annotation, molecular function: box H/ACA snoRNA binding. The record is from RefSeq and is a predicted model, not a curated record. The transcript is spliced from 3 exons.
GUCGGCAUAUAGUCGACUGCUUCAAGCCUUCAGCCUGUGUGCGUUGUAAACAUGUGCUUAGCAAGUAGGAAAUUUGCUUGCUAAAAUUUAUCUUGAUUUUGACCUUAAUUAAAUGUAUUAUCACUAAAAAGUGUUGGAAACCUGCCUAUAAGUGUUCGAUUUGACAAAAGUAAUUGCAAGAAAAAUCGUAAGUGACUCUCGCUAGUAGAUAGCAACAACCAUGAGUUUCCGUGGCGGUGGAGGAGGACGCGGUGGCGGCGGAUUUCGUGGAGGUCGAGGUGGUGGAGGUGGAGGCGGUUUUAGAGGCGGCGGUGGUCGUGGAGGAGGUCGCGGCGGAUUCGGUAACAAUCGCGGUAGCUUUGGUAAUCGUGACGAUGGACCGAAGAACAUAAUCCCCCUUGGUUAUUACGACUAUCCCUGCCAGGAAGACCUGGUCGCCAAGGUGGAGGUGGAGAACGUACCGUUCUUCAACGCACCAAUUUACAUAGAGGGCGAGAAGCAGAUCGGCAAGGUGGAUGAGAUUUUCGGACAUCUGCGGGACUUUUACGUCUCAAUCAAACUGAUGGAGAACAUGAAAGUGGACGGAUUCCAAGCGAAGCAGAAGCUGUUUAUCGAUUCGGCAAAGCUGCUGCCACUGGCGAGGUUUCUGCCGGGAAAUAAUAACAAAAAACCCGGUGGUCGAGUGGGCAAACCGGGUGGUGGGCGUGGCGGCGGAGGUGGACGAGGAGGUCGUGGUGGUGGCGGUUUCCGGGGUGGUCGCGGUGGACCGGGUGGCGGCAGAGGAGGGGGAUUUGGACGAGGAGGUGGUGGCGGCGGAGGUUUUAGGGGUGGUCGUGGAGGUGGAGGUGGAGGAAAACGGUGGUAGUUUUCGAACUACACUUUUGUUUGCUUUUCCGUGAAAAAACCUUAAUACUGC